UUCCGGUUUGACGGUGAAGGCAUCGCUGCUAACAGGAGUUAGCUUGUCGUGUUGUAGCUAGCUCACCUCUCUUCUGGGAUCUAUAUUAAGAUUAUCAAACUUUAUAAUCAUGUCCUUUAAAAGAGAAGGUGACGAUAAGAGCCAGUUAAACAUCCUGAAGAAGCGACGUGUGGAAAAUCUCCUGUCUCACUUUAUUCCGGAGGACGAAGCAGCUCUGAUGAAAAAUGGAAGAUAUUCCUGCCUCGUGUGCUCGUAUCGUCCUGUGUUUGACACCGUUGACAUGUUGACGGUUCACAGAAACGGGAAAAAGCAUCUGGAAGGAUUAAAAUCAUUCUAUGGCAGAAAGACACAGCUGAGAAAUGAAAUAACAAAGAGGCGACAUGAAAACUACGUCCAGGUCGAAGACGGGGGACAGGAACCGUCCAGCUCAGCCCCUUUACUGGAACAAACCCGAAAGCUCACACAUCACGCUCUGUUGAAAACGGUACCGUACAACAGCUGCCAUCGAAAAACCAGCACAAAGUCUGAAAAAGAACCAACGAGCAUUAGCUCAGUCGUCAGUGACAGCGCUCACUGCAAAACUGCAUCUGAGCAAGAAAACACAAGUGAAGCUUCAAACUCUGCUCCAUCGGGAAGCUCCAGUGGCUCCACAGCAGAUGUUUUUUCUCCUGCAGACAAUAAAGACUUAAAUCCAUCGCAUGAUGCAAAGGCGUCUCAGCCAAUCACAGCCGAGAGGAGGAGAGAGCUGGAGCACUACCUCAAACUGAAAAGCGACGGGUGGCUACAGGACCGAGGCGGCCAGUGGAUCAAAGACGAGAAUGUGGAGUUUGAUUCAGACGAGGAGGAGCCUUCGUCGCUCGUCCACUCAGUGGACUAAGAACUGUGGGAAAACACGGAUGAACUUUUAACGUGGUGGUACGUCCUGAAGCCACGCUGCUGAAUGAAAUAACUGAGAUUCCACCUGUAGACUUCAACUGUUCAUUGAAUCACAUGAUUUCCUUGUGCUGGUUUCAGAGACUGUUACAUCUGUGCACUCACUCACCAGCAGUGAAAGAAAACCUCUAGUUUUCAUCCACCGCAACUCGUGAUUCUUUUAUUGUGCUGAAAACAGAUCGGACUAUUUAAUGAAAAGCAUCAUUUCCUCGCAGUCAGCUGAUUCUGUACGUCACAGCAUUUCAUUUACAGAAUCAGAUUUAGAAAUAGAUUGGGAGAAAGAUUGAAUCCACUGUGCUGAAAAUGUUCUGUUUUUGGUGCUGCAUAGAACGAGCAGACUUAAAGACAUGACGAUUCUAAUAAAAAAUAGAAU
Molecule: messenger RNA, 1306 nt
Organism: Paralichthys olivaceus (Japanese flounder)
Lineage: Eukaryota; Metazoa; Chordata; Actinopteri; Pleuronectiformes; Paralichthyidae
Source: RefSeq, a predicted model, not a curated record